UCAUAUCAAAACAAAUAUUUAUUUACUGGUGAUUGUAGAAAUCCAAAUGCAAAUAUCACUGCAUGUCAGAAACCUGGAACUCAAUUUUUUAUUGAAAAUCAGCAGUUUUUUAUUAAUUAUCGUAAAUGUCCUGGAAUGGAAUCAACUAUUGAUGCAGAGGUUCAAUAUAUGUGUUUAGGAGAUUGGUAUGUUGGAAAAGAUCAUUAUUUUGCUGUUUUUAAUCAAAGAGAAUCUCGUUUGGAUGAAGCCUACAGAUGUUUUAUUGGUAACAGAGAUGAUGACUUCUUCAUAUCUGUCUCUAUUACUGCUGAAUGUAAUGUAUUAAAUGGUCCUCAAGAUGGUCCUGAAAGGCUACAUAUAGAACCAGUGAAGUCUGAAUCCAUUCCACCAAAAUGUAAACUCCCUGACAAUUAUAAAGGUGUUUGGAUUAACACAGCAAAUUUUGAUGCAGAAGUAACUAUUAAUGAAACCCAUAUUGUGGAACGUUGGAAACCCGACCAGGGAAGAGAAAAAGAACAAGUUUACAUCUGCCAUGAAAGAAGGGAUAGUCGUUAUUUAUUGGCAAGACUUGGAAUAAAUGGAUGUCAAAAAGAUUUUAUCUGCUUUGAUUUUGUUCCUCGUCAUCACAACAUUAUACGCUACAGAAGGGCUAAAGCAAUGAUAAGGGAUGAAUUUUCAACUGUUUGUUCCUGGACAAUGUUUCCAAAUAAACCAAACUGGAAGUAUGAUUUAUUUAUUGCAAAAGAUCCUGUUUCAUUAAAAUGUCCAAUUGCUGGAAAAUUUAAAUUUGAACAGAGAGGAGAUAUCUUGUUUCAAACAAGAAUACGAGGUGGAGUUACAGACAUACCACGACCAAAUGUUUACUGUAGAGAAAAUAUUUCAGAUUUUUCUGUUUGUGACAAAGAUCAAAAAAUCAUUACGAUAGAUGCAGACUACUGUAUUUCCGUGGAUUAUUUUGGUCGACCUGUAGACAUUUACAGUGAACCUGACUACAAAAUGAAAUGCAUUGGUUUCUGGAAAGAAAAUUUAAAAUCAUAUUUAAUAACUUAUGAUGAAGAAGAUGCAUACAGUAAAUAUAGAUGCUGGGUUUAUCAAAGAGCAGAUUUAAAUCGAAUCUUGAUAUCUUAUGCAGUAGGUGCAUUUUGCCACAUUAAUCAAGAUGUCACAAGUUAUAAUUAUACAGAGGGUGCUCAGACAGCUCUCGCUAUGAUUGAAUAUGAAAGAGAACAUGAUGACUGUCCAAUGUAUUUCGAUGAUGGUUCAAAUCCUUACUUGCCAGUUGCAGAACAAGUUACAAGAUUAUUUAGUUCUGGAACAAUGAUUACUAAAGACAUAAUAGCUCUAAUGUUAAAUGUAAUAUUAUUAUUUGUGAUUACAAGAAGGCAGCUUGUAUGAAAAAAUAAUUUUAGAUAUCACUGUAUACAGAAAUAUUCCUUAUAUUUUUAAUGCAACUUUUGCAAAUGUUCAGUGAACAACAAAUUUCAUUGGAGGAUGAAAAGAAUCUGAAAUUUUAAUCAGGGUUUUUAUAUUCUUUAUAAAAUUUGGGAAUGGUAAUUUUUUAUACAAAUAUACUAUUUUUUUUUUUUAAAUAUUUCUUAUUAC
Centruroides sculpturatus (bark scorpion) is the source of this 1602-nucleotide messenger RNA. RefSeq lists its product as uncharacterized. The coding region runs from base 136 to 1395 and encodes 419 amino acids. Lineage: Eukaryota; Metazoa; Arthropoda; Arachnida; Scorpiones; Buthidae. The record is from RefSeq and is a predicted model, not a curated record. The transcript is spliced from 10 exons.